Paramacrobiotus metropolitanus is the source of this 1542-nucleotide messenger RNA. RefSeq lists its product as uncharacterized. Lineage: Eukaryota; Metazoa; Tardigrada; Eutardigrada; Parachela; Macrobiotidae. The transcript has 2 exons. Bases 401 to 1228 code for a protein of 275 amino acids. The record is from RefSeq and is a predicted model, not a curated record.
GUAGCACACACUGCUGCGUGGAGUCACUUCCGUUUUCAUAUUUUCAUAUACAGCAUUCUGCCUUUUCUUCGAGUCCUUUGGACCGAUUUAGCAACAACAACACUCCCUUUGUUUUAUCGGUUUCAAAGUUUUGUGAGCACGGUAUCUAACCAACCAUAUGUUCCAUGUAAGUCCAGAUAGCUAUCAAAUACUGAAGUCUAGUCGAUCACACCGCCUUCCCGACGUACGAACCUAGGAAAGCUUGGUCAAGCGUCUCAGACUCUCAUUGGAUGUUCCAACGCGGAUAACAUACAGAGUGUAAGAAAGCGUUUCAGAAGCAGCCAGUGGCAUUCGGCAAUUUUGUCCGCAAUACCCGCCACCAGCGCGCUGGAGACACCACGACUAGCACACUCUAGGCAGCAUGUAUAAGUCUUCCCGACCCUGUCUGUUCGCCAUCGUUCUGCUCUCGGGCGCAACAUUUGCUGACCCCGCCAGGGAACUGGAAGCCGAAUGCAGCCCACCAACAGCCUCCGCUCUAUCUCCUGACUCGUUGCUGUCGUCGGAUAACUUCACCUUCCGCACGGAUCUGCUAACGCAAGAGGAAUGUCAUGCAUAUGUUGCUUUGAAGAACAGCACAACGUCCCUGUACUAUCCAAAAAAAAAAAUCCAUUCACAGUAUAUAGAUAUAAACAUCUACUGUCCUGACGACGGGCGGCCGGGACCGAUACCUGAUGCUCCGACGUUCAUUCGCGCGUGGUGUUCCUAUUACAAUCGGUCCGACACCGCCCGCUUGACCCGCCACAUCCGCCGGAUCAGCCCCGGUCGUGCGGUGCUCCUGCUGUUCAAUGAAGGCGCUGAUGCGGACGAUUCACUUCAUCCUGACGUCAUCGGCCCGGUGCGUGAUCAGCUACUGGAACUGAGCAUAACGCCCUGCGUCACACCGCAUGUCACGGCCAAAAUCCACGCUGUCGGGCCACUGCCCCAUUUGGUUACACUAGAGCUGGAGCUCGGCCGGAAUCUGGUAAUAAAAAAGCAGCAUUUUACCGGGAUGCCGCAAGUACGACAGAUCACGUGUUAUAAUUGCACGAUUGCACGAUUGCACGAUUGCACGAAUGCACGAUUGCUUCACUGGAAGCGUACACGUUCACCGAUCUGCCGCAGCUCGACUUCCUGGCGUUGGAGAACGGACUGGGGUGGGAUUUGCAGCGACUACAGAAAGAUCCCCGUGACACGCUACCAGUUUUACUGACUCAGGCUGAUUUUUGUCGUCGUACGUCGUCUGCAUUGUGACUGCUCGCUGGCGUGGUUCCGCAACUUUCUGAAGCACAAGUCGCACUUGACAACCUCUAAGAGACAAGGCGAAGUGGUGGUGAUCGAGAGCUACACGACGCCAUCGGUUGGGCACUAUUGGGAUGAGUGGCCGCUUAUCUUCAGUGUGGAUUGUUCCCGUGACCUGACGUACGAUAACAUUCGAGCUGGUACAGAUUUCUCAUACAACACUUCUUGUUAUUCCAUGGCGCAUUGCUAGUGUCUGAUGUCAGUGAACUGUUAAUUAAAUGAUGA